Molecule: messenger RNA, 2880 nt
Organism: Lytechinus variegatus (green sea urchin)
Lineage: Eukaryota; Metazoa; Echinodermata; Echinoidea; Temnopleuroida; Toxopneustidae
Exons: 7
Coding region: 489-1421 (310 amino acids)
Cellular component (GO): trans-Golgi network
Source: RefSeq, a predicted model, not a curated record
CCAUUGAAUAGGAAAACCAUAUACUAAAUGAAUAGGACGAACCGCGACUCAACAGUAUAUGCUUAUAGCCGUUUAUACGUGCAAAAGUAGUCUGUACUGUUUAUUUUCUGUAAAAGAGUUUUAAGAUUCCUGCUUUGCUGAUGGAAUACAAUGAAUAGAUCUACGAGUCCUCAUCUAUUGGAAACAUGGAAUGAACUCUUCAGGAGACGUUUGUAACAUCAUAACCAAACUUAUUGGCACCUUUACAGAGGAAAGUGAGCUCCAAUGAUAUCGCGGGUAUUAGAGGAAUACUACACACCCGGGUGCCUAUAGUGCUUUGAACUCGUGUAUUAUUAACUAACAAGCAUUUUCGUCGUGUUUCUAGACCCUGUUGGGAUUCUUAGCCAGUUCUGUCGUUUUCUGGACAUGAUUUAACCUACGAAUUGGUUACUGUGACCGCCGUUGCACCCCCUCUCUCUCUCUUUCUCUCUCUCCCCACCAGAAAACACAUGAUGAGGUGUGUUUACAUUGCCAUGUUAAUGAGUAUGCUUGUCACAAGCAGUGUUCAGGAUCAUGGUCGUCAGGUAUCUAACUGUGUUUGGCUGUAUGACGAUGGUAGUGUUUUAGAUUUGACUGUGGCUGGCAAAACUGAUGGAACAGAAAGAUGGAACGACGAGCCGGCACUAAACACAGAUCAGGAUUCGAAUCUUUAUACCAUCAAUCCCUGCUUUGGAUUCUCAAUACCAGACACUGUUUGUCAGGAUGUAACGGUCUGCCGUAAAAAUCGAGAGGACAUCUCUGUAAACAUUGCUGCUGCUAGCUCGAGUCAGAUGUACUACAGUGAGUCUGAUAAAGGGGUCAUAUUGGAAUAUAAUCACACCGAUCCGAACGAUCCGGGGUCAACGUACAUCAGUCGCUUCCUAGCGGCUUGCAAUGGAGAAGUUGAAAGUCAAAUCGUGGUAAAAGGCAUCGUUUCGCCGACAGCUAAUCCCGUCGUACACAGCUUCCUCCUGCUAUUACCAUGUGCCCCGCCUGUUGUACCUAUAUCAUCCACUGGUCCGCCAAUCGUGUCACCUCAUCCAAUCAAAACCAUAGGCUCGACCACGCCUCCGGGCACCGUGACACUACAUCCAAUCAAAACACAGAGCACGCCGGUUACCCACGUGACGAUCAGACCUCCCCCAAGCCCCACGCACCACAUGUCUGCGGGUGGUGUAAUUUGUCUUAUAUUUGUUUGCUUCGUUUGCGGCUAUUUCCUGAUUGGUUCAUUCUAUAUGUUCUGCUGCAGUGGGGCAAGGGGAAUUGAAAUCAUUCCAAAUAUACACUUCUGGCUGGAUCUACCCAAUCUAAUUAUGGAUGGAUUUUUCUUCCUCUUCGGCUGCUGCGGGAAUACUCAAAUGGUGACGUCACCGUCCUCAGGCACCGACUACGACAAAAUCUGAUGAUAUCCAUAUACCCUCCCCCUACCACCCCCCCCUACUGCGUUAGGUUCUGCAAUGUUGAUUAACAAAAUAAUACACAGUAAAGGAUAUUUAGCACGUUGUUAAGUCCGUCACUUUAACACCAAGUUUGAACUUUUUUUAAACAUUAAAGGGGAAUCCAGCCAUACAUAGGUCAUAAUGUUGUGUUGGAAAGAAGAAAAAUAAAUAAAACAGAAUGGUAACAGUUUGAAAGAAAUCGGACAAGCAAUAAGAAACUUAUGGCUGCUUCACCAUGUUUACAGGGGCAAGGACAAUUAACUUUCCCAUAUGCCAUGUACUUAAUUAUCAAGGAUUUGUGGUUUUAUCCCAAGUACCAAAUCUCCUGGGCAUGUAUGUUUUAUGUGCUCAUGAAGGAAAAUUGCAACAUUAAUUUUGAAGUAAAACUUUUUUUAAAAAAUGACCUUUUAGCCAUUUUAUGUAUUGGAGUACAUGAAAGGGUAAGCAUUGCCUUAAUCAGUUGCUAUGACAUCGCGGCCAUUUUGAAGUCUCCAUCGUGGGUAUAGUAAUUACCAAUUUUUACAAAUUUUAAACAUUCAAAACUUUCAUAUUGUUUGUCCGAUAUUGUUCAAACUUUCACCUAUCCUUUUGUCUGAUUUUUCUUUUCCAUUAAAAAAGUUUUUAUUUGGGCUGGAUUCUCCUUUGAAAAAUAGUGGUUGGAGUGACGGACUGAAACAUUGUGCUUGAAAUUUUAAACAGCGUUUCUACCAACGAACGUAGAGGGCAGCAACACACAAGCUUGUGUGUUGCUGCCCUCUACGUUCGUUGGUUUCUACAUUAUGAUUAAAAAAUGUCAUUUGAUCUCAUCAUUCAGCUUCAGUCUAGUAGACCUCGAUCUAACCUGUUAUAUUUUUUAUAUUUUACUUUGCUCAGUAUUUUGCUCAUUCAAGUUUAUAUUUAAUUGUUUUUUAAUUUGCGUGUUUAUAGAGUGUUUAAGGGAUUCGGCAACAAAUAUACAUAAUUUAAAAGUCUGAUGGGAUCUUUAUAAUGUUAGGUAUUAAUCUCUAAACAUUUAAGUAGAGACAAAUGCAAAACUUCACUCAUUAAGAUUAGGAAUCAAAAUUACUGAUUAGAGAGCCUUAAUUCAUUUUCGUCAAAUGUUUUGACUUUUCAGAGUAUUGCCACAAUAUUGCGAAAUAAAACUCUUAGAAGUUCAGAGUGUAUAGCCAUAUAUUCGUAGGAAGGGAAAGUGUUUGAAUUAUUACAACUCAUGAUAUUAUGCUUUACAGGUUUAGCCAGAAGGAUAAAGGGAUAGAAUAGUUUUAAAAUGACAAUUUCUUUCUUGAUAUUAAACACCUGUUAGAGAUUUUUUUCUAAAUUUAACUGUAUACAUAUAUUCAGGUCUAUUGUGUGGAAGUGCCGAAUAAAUUGAUACUGUUGUUUCGCAUCACUUUAUUGUGCGAAAAGCAAUAAAGGAACAGUG